AAGUAACUCUUGAUAUCCGGAGCAUAUACCUAGCUAGGUAACUUACCUAUUGACACCGUAUAUCUUUAUGGAGUAUCCCCCUCUCUAAACGCGCAUAUGUACUGGAAAACCGGACACCCUACCUAGAUAGAUUCUUUGCAUGGUUCUAGAAAUCCAACUGCAGGGGCAGUUAUAUACUAUACUAUACUAUACUAUACUAUACUAUGUGCAUAUCUACCUACAUGUGCAUACAUACAUACAUACAUACAUACAUAUAUGGAUGGAUGGAUGGAUGGAUGGAUGGAUGGAUGGACACAGAUUUUCAGCGGCUUCUAGAAAAAUCUCGAGUCCCCAGCAAGCAAAAAGAAAGAAAGAAAGAAAGCAAGCAAGCAAGUCCAAUUGGAAUGACAUGUUGUCACCUUGUUGUGAAAUUAUUCCUGUUGAGAUUAUCUAUCUAGACCAGUAAGAAGGAUAGGUAGUAGGUACUUUCUUGGCGGUCUGCAAUGCAA
Messenger RNA from Aspergillus ochraceoroseus IBT 24754, 488 nucleotides. RefSeq lists its product as uncharacterized. Bases 140 to 445 code for a protein of 101 amino acids. The transcript has a single exon. Lineage: Eukaryota; Fungi; Ascomycota; Eurotiomycetes; Eurotiales; Aspergillaceae. The record is from RefSeq and is a predicted model, not a curated record.